ACGUAACGAUUUAGUAAAUUAAAAACACAAUCAUGACGUCACGCAUAAGUUCCAUUCAAUGUAAUUUGAUCAAUGUUUGCGGGUUCAAGAGAAAAAGACGGACUCUGCAAAAUAUAUUGUCAUUAUCCCUAUUAAUAAAAUAAUAGACCAGCCCAAGGGACCGACACGAUACAUCAAAUUACGAGCGACUGAUGAAAGUGAAAGAAUAUCGAUUAAGUGAUAGGGACUACUUGGUUUGAGAGUAAGUACUUAUUAUAGUUCCCUAUCGCCUAUUAUACCCUCUCUAUACAAACUUUUCCUGAUUCAACAAUAUAAAACGAUCCAUGCCCACAAAUUACGUAUCACUGUACCUUGUGAAGACGUGGGACACACAGCAAAUAAGAUGAGUCUUAUUACUUUGGUGCUUUCGACUUGCCUGGUCAUGACUGUUGCUACGUCCAGCGCACCUGACAAGAGAAGUGUGAUCAGCAUUGAGCCAGUAUCGUGGCCCAGUGUAUCUGCCUGGGUGCAGGGAGCGCAGAGCCAUGGCACUUGGUCAUCCGACACCAGCUCGGACGUAGCGGGCGCGGUAGCAGCGGCCAAGGCAGCCGCAGCGGCAGUGAUGGCGGCCCAGCACGAGGUCGCCGCUGCGAAGCACGCCGCCCUCGAACAGCAGAGUAUGGCCAGCGCAAAGGAAGCUGCGGCUGCUCGGGCCGCGCAUAAAAGCGAGGAGGCAGCACGGAACGCUCGCGCUCAUGCUUUAGAGGCGGCCCAGGCAGCAGUACAGGCGCAGGCACAACUGGCUGGAGCUAAGGCUCGUGCCGCGGCUGCCCAGAAGAUAGCUGCAGCUAGAGAAGCGGCAGCUGCUAAGGCCAUACAACGUGCAGCGCACAACCAGGCCGCUAGACUGCAAAACGCUGACUUGGAAGCGUUGAAGCUGUCUGUGAUCCAGAGCUCCGGGGCGGCGGGAGCGGCCGGCGCCGCCCAGCACGCCGCCACAGCCGCCGCGGCCGCCCUUCGACCCCAAACCCCUGAGUGGCCAGCCAAACCGUGGGCAUCCUCCGCCUGGAUCCCUGCGGCCACAUGGGGCUGGUCUUAACUUCCUAAUCAUUGACGAUUUCUAAUACUUCGAUGUCGUCCUAAUUAAAUGAUACUAAGCCACCUACACCAGCCUUUAAAGUUGUGAAGAUUUUUUAUUGUUUAUUUUGAUUUAUGUUUGUCUGGUUUGCAUUGCAUAAAAUGUUGCUUUUGAAUUUAGUUGUUUAAUUUCUAAUAAAUGUUUUUGAUUUUA
Messenger RNA from Trichoplusia ni (cabbage looper), 1270 nucleotides. Its product is annotated as tol-Pal system protein TolA-like. The coding region runs from base 383 to 1078 and encodes 231 amino acids. NCBI's taxonomy places the organism in Eukaryota, Metazoa, Arthropoda, Insecta, Lepidoptera, Noctuidae. The record is from RefSeq and is a predicted model, not a curated record. The transcript has 5 exons.